Messenger RNA from Vicia villosa (hairy vetch), 842 nucleotides. Its product is annotated as cold and drought-regulated protein CORA-like. The record is from RefSeq and is a predicted model, not a curated record. Lineage: Eukaryota; Viridiplantae; Streptophyta; Magnoliopsida; Fabales; Fabaceae. The transcript has 3 exons. Bases 47 to 583 code for a protein of 178 amino acids.
UACUAUUUUUCUCAUCCUUCACUACCAAAUAACACAUUUGAGUAUAAUGGAUUCCAAAAAAUCAAUUCUCAUCCUUGGCCUAUUGGCCAUGGUUCUUCUUAUUUCAUCAGAAGUAUCAGCUAGGGACUUAGCAGAGACUUCCACUAAUGCCAAAGAAGAGGUUGUUGAUAAGUCUAAUGAAGUAAAUGAUGCCAAAUAUGGACACUAUGGAGGUGGUAGUCACUACUAUGGUGGUGGACACGGUCAUGGUCAUGGACACGGUGGUCACUAUGGUGGUGGUGGUGGACACGGUGGACAUGGUGUAUCCGACAAUGAGGUUGUUGAAAAGUCAAAUGAAGUAAAUGAUGCCAAGUAUGGUUAUGGUGGCUAUAAUCAUGGUCAUGGUGGAAGCUAUGGUCAUGGAAGCUACGGUCAUGGAGGCUAUGGUCAUGGGGGAGGCUACGGUCAUGGUGGAGGAUACGGUCACGGUGGUGGAGGAUACGGUCACGGUGGUGGAGGAUACAGUCACGGUGGUGGAGGUUACGGUCACGGUGGUGGAGGUUACGGUCACGGUGGUGGUGGUGCUUCCAACAAUGGUAACUGAUUGUAUCAUCAUGUAUGGACAUUCUAAGUGUAAUAAGUUUCACGAAUAAAGAAUGUUAGGGUUAAACAAAAGUGGUAUAGAUAGACAGAGAUGAAUCUAUGGUGGUUAUCUAUCUUGCGCUUUGAUGUUUUACAACGUUGUUAAUCGUGUCUAAAUUACAUUAUCACUAUGUAUAUGUGAAGCUGUGUUUGAUUUCGAACCAAAAUGGUGAAUGUGUAAUCAUGUGUGAUAAAUCAAAUAUCAUCGUUGUUGCUUGUUA